AUGUCGGCUCGAACUUCUCUUCGGUCUAACGCGGAUUUUAAUCCCAUCACCUUACCCUCUGCUUCUCGACCGCAAUAUGUAAACGACGAGGGAUACGAGUAUGAUCCUAACGACAUAGAUGACGAUCAACAAGGCCGGGGGAAAGGGUAUGGGGUGGAGGGGCUGGAAGAGGUGAUUGAAGGUGGGGAAGAAGCGGAAGCAGUGGAUGAGGAAGUUGGAGGUGACGAUGAUGAAGAUGUUAUCAUGGAUGACAUACAGGUGGAGUAUCAAGAAGAACAAGAAGAAGAAGAACAAGAAGAAGAGGAAGAGCAGAAAACAGAACCUCUAUUGAGUAUAGCAGAGAGUCUGGUAUUACCUUAUUCGCUCGUUCAAACGAGGAUAUAUCAUCGAACAUCGCUUUUCCCACAUAUAUUCUCACAUCCUGUUAUUCCAUCACAUAAUAAACCCAGAGCAAGACCACCGCCUAAAGGGACAUUCAUUUUUCCUACACCUACUGCUUUGAUCCAUCCACUCCCACAUACAGAGUAUCAUGGACCACUUCGACCGCACAUUGCUGAAUCAUCCACUUCAAUACCAGUACCAAUACCCCCAACAGUACCUGGUGAAUCAUCGAAUUCCCAUGAACACAACAAUCCCUCUGCAUCCACUUCGACUCCUCCACCUACUACAAAAGGUUCCAGAACCCCUCGAUCUAAGAAAACUGCUCACGCAGAAGAAGUAGAAUGGCCAGCACAUGAAAUAGAAUGUAUAUCGCGUUGUACACUUACCGUAGGACCUAUAUCUUAUCCUGGAACAGAAAUAUGGUUAGGCCAUUUCGUCGAACCUCGUAUCACUCAAGCUAAAAAGGAAAGAGCGAAACCUGGAGAAAAGAAAGAAAAACGUAAAUUACUCGCACAAGACACUAUGAAACGAGCAAAAAUAAAAAAGACCGGCAGUGGUGCAGAAGGUGAAACUCCUCGUAGAGCCCACCCUAAACCAUCCAAAUCCAAAUCUACACCUAAUUCAUCAGGUCCCGUAAGACCCCCUCCCUACGUACCAACUCAUAUACCUCGUCCGCCGAUACACAGGCUUCCGCCUGGUCCAAUGACUACCUCAGUAGCAAGACCCAUACCACCUGCAGCAGCUUCGACUUCAGCGAGGCCGACAGCUUCCCCACAACUCAUCCAGCUGGUCAAUCAAGCGGCUAGUAGACAUUCUUGGUUAUCUUCCCUCAUUUACAAGGCAGCCGGUAGUACGGCAAAUCAAACAGAGCUGGAAAGAUUAGGUAAAGCAGUGGCGAGAUUAAGUAGAGGUGAACCAAUAGAUGAUUUGGCUCCACCACCUGUCCCACCUGGACAAGCAGUCGCUGGCAUUGAACCUUCGACGGCGGCGCAAGCCAGACCAGUCACAGCUACUGGAGGUCCAGUCGUAGCUCAAUCCGUGACAAACCCAGAUUCAUCAGUAUCCGUGUCUGCUACAGCUACAACAGGCUCACCAGCACCCAAGCCUGCACCACCAGCAUCAAGUUCUGGUACAACACCAACAACAAUGACGCCUGCAAACCCACCAGCAGCUUCUACCACGAAUGCUAUAGAUACCAAACCGGACGAACCAGAUUCUGAUGAUGAAAUCGAUAUGUCUGGACCCAAACAAAUCGGUGGAGGACCUUUGCCUUCUGAUUUAGAUCAUGCAGAUGCGCCACCAGAUUCUUCCCAAACAGUCGCCGAUUUACCACGACCAUCACAUUCAUCACCACCACGACCAUCACCUCUUUCUAGUCCCGUAGAUGACGGGGCUACUAGCAUUACAGCAGCUCCAAGGCUUCCACCGACGCAUGUUCUUUCUCCUCCAUCAGCGGCAGCAGAUUCUAUAAUUACUGCUUAUCCCGCUGCUGUGGCUACGAUGCCGGCUAUAGUCAAUCCCCUCUUUGCCAAUGAAUCGACUAACACUGCACCAAAUACCGCCUAUUCUCGGCCUCCUUCUGUCCCACCCUUCGCUCAACCUUCACCUUCUCCUCGGUUACCCACCCCCACCCCGCCGCCCCCAGUACCGCCGAAGCGGGUCCACCCAUUGCCUCCGCCUUUCCUCCUUGUGGCGUUCAAAGAGCAGCCAACGGAGAAGUACCUGAUUCCCCUUGGAAAGAACAGCUUCAUUUCCAGGGUAGGCGGAGACUACGUGACUGGACCUCGACCACCGACACCUGAACCCGAACUUCAACACGACCUCAACCCGGAGUCAACAAAGAUUAAGCUUGAAACGAACCCUUCUACGAUUCCUUCACUGUCUUCCGAACCAGCGCAAAUUGAGUCUCCACUUGGUCCGGUGGUCAAUCCUGAUGAUGUUCCUCCAGCAAUACCAUUGAUAGCCGGAAAGCCACUUAGAAGUCGGACUCGUCAAUCUUUAGGCCGGCAUGUCAAAGAUCUGCCCAGUCAAAUAACGGUCCUUACACCGCCUCCUGCUGAAGCGAUACCGACGCCUAUACCCCAACCAGAAACAGAACCAGAAUUGAAAGAGAAACCGAAACCCACUUCUGGCCUCCCACCUUUACCUAGUCAAAGUCCUGCCGCUGGAACAGUUCUGAUAUCCACUGUAAUCCCUUCUGGUAUUUUCAGAUGGGAAAAGGUCGAUUGGGAGAAACUGGGAAAAGGUAUUCCUUUUGAUAAUCCUGAAUUCAAGGAUGAUGAAAUCAGCGAACCAACAAUUAAAGAAGAACCUAAGGAUGAAACUUCCUCAGCUAUAAAGCCAUCAAAGCCCCUGAGAGAUUUGAGACAUCCUCGAUCAAACUCUGAUAUCGCUGUUGAACAUAAAUCGAAACCCAGGUCAACUAACCCUAGCUUAUUGAAUCUUGCAGCAGAAGACUUCAUGAAUCCCCAAGGUGAUAUCCAGCCAGUCACCAUAAGGUUGAUGGGCAUCACCGACGAAGUUUGGAAGAGGAUGAAGCAAGUUGUGGAUACAGUGGAGAAAAACGAGAUUGAGGCAAUGGUCAAAGUAGAACCUGAGUUAUUGAACGGUCUCGACCAGGAAACAUUGGACGAUAACAAACGGAGAAAUCAAGACAUACCUUUCCCUUCAAACUCGGCAGCUUUGAUAGACAAGGGCGAGGUGAACCAAGAUGGAUUACCGAAUGGUAAAAGUCCGCUGUCAAUCACACCACAACUACCUGUGGCGCUAACUAAAAGUCCUCGUCUGUCUUCCAAAGCACUCGCAUCCUUAAAAUCAGUUUACCUCUCUCGGAAAACAGCACAUUUCACAAGCCUCCUCAAACGCGUACCACCUCGAUCAUUCCUACAGACUCGAGUUGCACCACCUCGUUCAUCGGAAUUAGUAGAUGCCACAACCGACAAAUGGGCACCCAGACCUUAUCCAAUGUCGACCAAACCUUUAUUCGUGACAAACGAUGACGAGAAUGACGAUGGAAACGAAAAUGGUGACGACGUUCGACUGGAGAUUGAAUUCUCACCUGAACCGAAUAAUGGUAAAUCAAACAAGAAAAAAGGUGGAGACAGUAAAGUCACUUUUGAAAUGCCAGUUUCAUAUGAUAAACUAGAUGAAAAGAUCGAACAAGGUGUUUUACAAAACCUCAAUAAGAGGAAAUAUACAAGAUCCAAAAAAAAUGAUAAAGAUGGUGAUGGUAACGUUGAAGUGAAAGAAAAGAAGAAGAAGAAAGGUAAAAGAGGUACUCAACAUGGUAUUUGUGAAGGUUGUGGUAAGGAGAAUAUCAAAGUUUGGAGAAGGGGUCCAACGGGAAGGGGUACAUUAUGUAGUCCAUGUGGUGAUCUAUUUGUUGCCAAGAAACUAGGUCCAUUGAAAAGACCGGGAGCUAUGAAAGUCCUACUUGGUGAAGGAGAUGGAGCGGACGAAGAGAAAGGAGAUGAUACGAUGAUCCAGGUGGAAGAAGAACAAGAAACGCAAAGUGAACACCCAACGCCGAAUGUUGAUGCAGUCGAAGGAUCUUCGAAGAUACCUGCAGCAGCGGAUGAAGACAAAUCUGCUCUGUCUACUGCGAAAGCAGAAGAGCCUAUAGAAGAAGGUGACAGAGCACCUGCAGGAGCAGAAAACGUGCCCACCGUCCCUUCAUCUAUCAAAGGCAAUGAUCCUACUCCACCCUUGCUUGUCAAUCAACCAAACGCAGUAUCCAAUGACUUCCCCGAUCCAGUAUCAGUCCUCACGACAAAUGGAUCCACCACAGACCGGCUAGACCCGGUGAACCCCGAAAAAUCUGGUACUGUGAUUGAAUCUCAAAGUUCAACUUCGGUUAGUGCCGAGGAACAGAUAACGCCAUCGUCACAUUUGGGAAAGUCUGGAUCAAAGUCUGGAUCUGGACAAGCGGUUCAAGGGGAUCUUGAAACGGGAAACGAUUUUCAAGUGCACGAGAAGAUGGACGUUGAUGUAUGA
Messenger RNA from Kwoniella shivajii, 4374 nucleotides. RefSeq lists its product as uncharacterized. Gene Ontology annotation, molecular function: sequence-specific DNA binding; zinc ion binding. The record is from RefSeq and is a predicted model, not a curated record. Bases 1 to 4374 code for a protein of 1457 amino acids. Gene Ontology annotation, biological process: regulation of DNA-templated transcription. The transcript has 3 exons. Lineage: Eukaryota; Fungi; Basidiomycota; Tremellomycetes; Tremellales; Cryptococcaceae.